Molecule: messenger RNA, 1025 nt
Organism: Fulmarus glacialis (Northern fulmar)
Lineage: Eukaryota; Metazoa; Chordata; Aves; Procellariiformes; Procellariidae
Product: myosin-3-like
Biological process (GO): actin filament organization; vesicle transport along actin filament
Cellular component (GO): myosin complex; cytoplasm; vesicle
Molecular function (GO): ATP binding; microfilament motor activity; actin filament binding
Source: RefSeq, a predicted model, not a curated record
UUGCUGACAAGGCUGCCUACCUGAUGGGUCUGAACUCAGCUGACCUGCUCAAGGCCCUCUGCUACCCCCGAGUCAAGGUUGGGAAUGAAUAUGUGACCAAGGGUCAAACCGUGCAGCAGGUAUACAAUUCAGUAGGUGCCUUGGCAAAGGCUGUGUUUGAGAAGAUGUUCUUGUGGAUGGUUAUUCGCAUCAACCAACAGCUGGAUACCAAGCAACCGAGACAGUACUUCAUUGGUGUCCUGGACAUUGCUGGCUUUGAGAUCUUUGAUUUCAACAGCCUGGAGCAGCUGUGCAUCAACUUCACCAAUGAGAAACUGCAACAGUUCUUCAACCACCACAUGUUCGUGCUGGAACAGGAGGAGUACAAGAAGGAAGGAAUUGAAUGGGAGUUCAUUGACUUUGGGAUGGACCUGGCUGCCUGCAUUGAACUCAUUGAGAAGCCCAUGGGCAUCUUCUCCAUCCUGGAAGAGGAGUGCAUGUUCCCCAAGGCAACUGACACCUCUUUCAAGAACAAGCUCUACGACCAACAUCUGGGCAAGUCCAGCAACUUUCAGAAGCCCAAGCCUACCAAAGGGAAGGCUGAGGCCCACUUCUCCCUGAUACACUAUGCUGGCCCUGGCUGGCUUGACAAGAACAAGGACCCCCUGAAUGAAACUGUUGUGGGGCUGUACCAGAAAUCAUCAAUGAAGACACUGGCCUUACUCUUUGCCUCUGUUGGAGGAGAGGCAGAGAGUGGUGGUGGUGGCAAGAAGGGAGGCAAGAAGAAGGGUUCUUCUUUCCAGACUGUAUCAGCUCUUUUCAGGGAGAACCUAAACAAGCUGAUGACCAAUCUACGGAGCACUCACCCCCAUUUUGUGCGCUGUAUCAUCCCCAAUGAAACAAAAACACCUGGUGCCAUGGAGCAUGAACUGGUGCUACACCAGCUGCGCUGUAACGGUGUGCUGGAAGGGAUCAGAAUUUGCAGGAAGGGAUUCCCCAGCAGAAUCCUCUAUGCAGACUUCAAACAGAGAUACAAGGUGCUUAAU